Messenger RNA from Pieris rapae (cabbage white), 6405 nucleotides. RefSeq names its product PHAF1 protein CG7083. Lineage: Eukaryota; Metazoa; Arthropoda; Insecta; Lepidoptera; Pieridae. Gene Ontology annotation, biological process: Golgi to plasma membrane protein transport. The record is from RefSeq and is a predicted model, not a curated record. Gene Ontology annotation, cellular component: trans-Golgi network. The transcript has 8 exons. Bases 144 to 1427 code for a protein of 427 amino acids.
AGUUCCCCUGACAAAUACAAAAUGGUUGAAGACUAAAGUUGGCAAACAAAGAAAGGCAGCGUAAUAUUGCUUUUUUAUGCGAAAAAAUAAGUUUAUUCAGUGAAAGUUGAUUAAUUUUAAGUGUAUAGUGUGUAUAGUGCAAAAUGUUGGAUCUAGAAAUCGUUCCAGAACGUUCCUUGGGUUGCGAGGCCUGGGAAUUCGUUCUAGGAAUGCAUUUCUCGCAAGCCGUUGCUAUAAUUCAGAGUCAAGUUGGCACAAUCAGAGGUGUUCAAGUACUCUACAGCGAUCAGAACCCUCUCUCCGUAGACCUAGUGAUAAAUAUGCCCCAAGACGGGAUCCGGUUAAUAUUCGACCCUGUCGCGCAGCGGCUUAAGAUCAUAGAGAUAUAUAAUAUGAAAUUAAUUAAACUUAGGUAUAGUGGCAUGUGUUUCAAUUCACCUGAAAUAACGCCAUCUAUCGAGCAAGUGGAGCACUGCUUUGGUGCGACCCACCCCGGCCUCUAUGACAGCCAACGACAUUUGUUCGCGCUCAACUUUAGAGGACUAACCUUUUAUUUUCCUGUUGAUAGCAAAUUUGAGCCGGGCUACGCUCAUGGCCUGGGCUCGCUACAAUUCCCAAAUGGCGGUUCGCCGGUAGUUGCACGGACCACCAUCUACUACGGAUCGCAGCACCAAGCGUCAAAGCCGAACAGCGGAGGUCGGUGGUCCGCGCCGCUAGCGGAUCUCCCGCCAUCGUGUUACCGACAGCAGUUGCACCUGCGUCGUUGCGAUGUUAUCCGCUCCGCCAGCAAUACGGUGGCGUUGCGGCUGCAUCUGCUAGCGGAGGGCGGUAGAGGUGGCGCUGCUAUCAGCCGCCGACGCGUUAUCCGCUUUGGCGACAGUUGUCAGGCGGUUUCACGUGCGUUGGCCGCGCCUGCCCGCCUCUAUUACAAGGCGGAUGAUAAGAUGCGUAUACAUCGGCCCACCGCACGCCGCAGGGCCCCGCCCCACACGGACUAUUUCUUCAAUUACUUUACGCUUGGGUUGGAUGUGUUGUUCGAUGCGCGUACGCAUUCGGUGAAGAAAUUCGUGCUGCAUACGAACUAUCCGGGCCACUACAACUUUAAUAUGUACCAUCGCUGCGAGUUUACACUACACGUGCAUCCUGACAAGUCCGAAUCCAAUGCACUAGUGGAGUCCCGUGGCGGCGUCUGCAUUACGGCGUACAGCAAGUGGGAAAGCGUGUCUCGUGCUUUGCGCGUAUGCGAACGGCCCGUUGUUCUCAAUCGCGCGUCCUCUACGAACACGACUAACCCGUUCGGCUCCACCUUCUGCUACGGUUAUCAGGAUAUCAUUUUUGAGGUGAUGUCCAAUAACUACAUAGCGUCAAUAACCCUAUACCAACCAGAGGGAGCCACCCCGCAAUACGCCGUUGACUCUAUCGCGUGACACACACAGGUGCCACAAAAAAACGGCAAAAAAUUAAAAACCUGAAUGCCAGUUUGACAGUCUACAGCCGACGCCUAUUGGUGUUGCCACAUCAAAAACAAAACCAAACCUCUGGCGAAAUAAUACAUAUCCACUACCAACCUAAGAGGAAACAGUAUUUUAAAAAAAAUGUGAUAAAACUGUGAAAAAUACUAAAAAAAAGUGAGUGACCGAUCUCAAGAUAGUAUGCUUUAUUUAAAUGUUAGCAGAAAUUGACAGUUGUUUUUUGACAAGUGACGUGUGUUCGAGCGGCAAAUCUGACGUUUCUUUAUUUAGUCAAUUGUGUUUUUAAAUUUGACAAAUUCCCAAAGUAUAAUAGACUGUUGUAAAUAUCGGAGGAUAUAAUUAUGUAUAAAAAAUGAUGACGUAUUUUUUCUAAAAAAAACUUAGGGUGUGAGUUGUGAAAAAAAAUGUGCUAAAAAUAUUUUGUAAUAUGCACUAUGUUUUAGGUCUAAUUGUAAGGUAAAGUCAUAGAUAGAAAUGAUUUUUAAUUAAGUUUUAUUUAAGACAUUUAUAUUUAUUUUUCGAAAAUACAAAAUCAUUGAUCAUGGUGCCCGUAACAUUUUUAUCUAUGAAUUUAUUUAGUUAGGUAAGGUAGGUUUCAUAAUUGUUCGAAGAGCUUUGCGUAUGAAAAUAUUACUCAUUUUUUAAAAUAGGUACAAUAUGUAGGGCAGAUAUUCAUUUAUUCAUUCCAAUAGUUAAAAAAAUCUAUAGUCUAUAUUGUCACAAAUAUAGUAUUAAUUUUCAAUUAAUUUCUUCAUCAAUGGAGAUUCGUCAUAUUGGUAUCUGAUCAUAACUUCAGUAGAUGAGGACAUUAUUUUUUAUUGAGAAUUAUGAAUUUAAUUAUCUGGACCGGAAAAGUUUUUAAUAAUUUUUUUUUUAAUAUAUCUUUUUUCAUGCUGUAUUCGCGCUUUAGAUGUGCGUUAUAAAGUUAGGUUUCAUAAGUCUGUAACUUCCAAUCUAGCUACAGUUUUUUGUAUCCGAUUCAGGAUAGAGAUUGUUUUUCGGAAUGGAUUCUCCUUGUUGUCCUUAAAGGGAUAUACACGGGUCGACUCUUUCCGUGUGUGCGACUGUUUCGGCUAGUCGCUUCACAAAUCGCCUUAUAAUAUUGCAUGCGGCUCGGUCAUUGUGCACUUCUUGAAUGAGUCUUCUAGAUUAGAAAGCUGCUAAACGAAUAUUAAUGUUUCUGUAAUCUUUUUCUCUUGGGUUCCAUAAGCACGGAUGUCAUCAUAGCAUUCCAUAAAUAUAACAGCCUCAUGUAUCGCCUGCAUUUGAUCAAAUCAAAUCAAAAAUAUCUUUAUUCAUCUAGGUAAACAAGUACACUUAUGAAUGUCAAUUUUUUUUUUACAUUUACUACUAGUUCAAAAGUCAACGACGUAGAGCCAAGUGGUGGAGGGGUCGGUAUGCCGCACUGCAAAAGUCGGAUACUACCCAACUUUGGGGCUUUCGGAUUUAGUCACUUGCGACCUAGCCGAAUUGUCAUUUAGACGGUCGAUUUUAGCCGGCUUUUUUUUAUGGCAAUAGUUAAAACAUCGUGCGGCUUUAGUCACCAGUGUCACACCCCACGGUGGUCCACUGCCUGAAGGAUAGGAUGGAAGCUCACUGGAGUGAGCAAAGUACGCAGUAACGGUCUUCGCCUUCCCCGGCGAAGGCGGUUUUUUACCCUAAUCGGUUUUUUUUAUACGCCGCGCGGGCGGCUAUUUAUUUAUUUAUUUUGUACUCCUACAGCUAACAUAAAUUAUAUAUAAUAGCAAACAAAAACACUGAGAAUAAAGCCACAGAUGGAAUACAUGAUACAUAAUAUAACAAAAAGAUUUAUAAAAGGGAACAAACAAACAAAGUAUUUAAUACAAUUAACUAACUAUUAAUUUGUCAUCGGCUAUUGUGAUUGGAUCGUCUGGAUCUGUUAAAACGUGUAAACCAUUUUGAGACAACUUCAUCACUUACAUACAAAAGGUAUACAAAAGGUCGGCAUAUUAAAUAAAUCAUAAUUCGUAUUUGGUCUCUAUAGAGUAGGGGUGUUUAAGUAUUAGCGUCGAAGCCUCGAAACGAAUUUCCGCAUACUGCAGUUAUUUAACGUAUUAUCAACACUAAUAAAGUAAUAUCCAAAUAUUAUUUUCACAUAAAUUUUUCUCAGUCUAUUAAAUUAUCGUUGAGAUAUCGAGAGAUCAGACAAUAUCUUAUCAAUUUCAUAUUAAAGUCCAUGUUGUGAUUUGAUUGAUUCGAUUACGGAAAAAAUUCAUGCUGAUCUCUUAUAACGAUCUGCAAAUGAAUAUAUUAUCUUAAUAAAAAAAUAUAUGUAACAACUAAUAAUCGAAUAUGUUAAAGAACGACGCUCUAAAAAUUUAAUCCUUAACAAGACCAGUAAAAAAAUUAUCUGCAUCUGUGAUGAAAUUGUUUAUAUAAACUGACCUUUGGAGCCGAUUCUAAUGUUUCGCGAUCCUUUUGUUUGGCGGAAUAUGCUAUUUCACAAUAUUAUAAAAAAAAAACAAUCAGUUUUAUUUAUUUAUUAACACUUCGUGACAUUACAAUAGAAAAAUUUAAGAUAAUUAAAUAAAAAAGGAGGGCAACUGGCGAGAUAAUCGCUUUCGAGCGAUCUCUUUUAACUACUUUUUUUUUAUUCUCUUUUCUGUUGACUUAAAAAAUCAAAUUCAGUACAAUAACGUGCAAACCCUUCUCGAGACAAGAUGGCGCCGCAUCAUCCCAUCCCUUAUUCGUAAAGUCUUAAGCGUCAAGUUUCUACGUUUACGAGAAUUUUGUUAAAUUAAUUAUUAUUAACAAGUUAUUUUACUGCAUGCGUUUCUCUCAAUAACACAUAUGUAUAUCGAGGCAGAAUAUCCGUAUUCUGCCGUAUUAUCUCGACGUCUGUCGUUCCACAACUGAGCGUUUUUAAGCCAGUUUUUGCCGCGCACCACCGCUUUGUGGAACCACUUGCCCACUGAAACAUUUCCGAACCAAUUCGACUUAGGGUCCUUCAAGACUCGAGCGUAUCCAUUCCUAAAAGGCCGGCAAUGCACUCGGGCAAGUCCUCUGGUAUUGGGAGUGUCCAAAAAGGCUAUUUUGGAGAAGGUAAAAAAAAUUACAAGUUGUAGUAAUAAGUCCUUCGGGUCCUUAAGUUAUUAAACUUAAAUUGUAGACAGCAUCAAGCAAAAAUUUGUAGCUUUGGAAGUUCCUCAUAUUAUGUUUCCUAAAAUGUUUCUAUGUAAUACAAAAAGGGCAGAACAUUUUCAUAAACAAUAGACGUAAAACAAAAUAUGUUAGAAAAAGAAUUAUUUCAAUUUCAAGGAAUGCCCGUGUGGUCUGGUGACGUCUUUUUGAAUUUACAAACUGUUAUCAAAUAAUAUAAAUCGGUAAGUUACAUUGAUAAAGUUAUUAAUAGAUAAUAUGAUUAUUUCUCUUUUGAUUAGAUUGCUCAAAUACACUUCAAAAAUCUAUUAAAUGGUUGUGAAAAUCAUUUUCAUUUAAGGCAAUAUUCCUUUUCGUUAUUUUAAAAGGACAAUAAUAUUUUCAUUUGUUAUAUGAAAAAAUAUUUCUGAUUUCCAAAAUAUCAUUUGAACCCAUGUAUUUAAGGAUUUCAACGCUACAUUAUUUAUUAAUGCACAAUGUGUGUGAUUGUUAAUUGUAAGUGGCUGUGGUGCCAUAAAAAAAAUAAAAAAUUGACAAAUAAUACAUUAAAAAAAGGAUUUAAUAUAAGGUAGCGUAUGCCACCCUUGUUAGUGUGGUACGGUUUCCGAGUCAUCUCUGUUUUUUAGUAAUACUCAUUUACCAAAAAAUACCUCACUAUUUUUGCUUUAAUAAAUCAAUUUGUUUAGCCCUGUGUACAUAUUGUGGCCCGAUGGUAGAAUAGGUCAAUCGUUACAUAUACCGGCAAACAUCUUGAACAAACCUCCGCAGAAGCCAUUUUUAGGUAUCACUGGAAGUAAAGUGACGUUUGGUAAAUUAGUUGACGUUUGUGUUCUGCGCUCCGAGACGAUGCCCCACUCCCUUGUUUAAUGCUCAAGAAGUUUGCCGGUAUCUGUAAAUGAAAUGGCCUGACACAUGCGAUGACACUUCACACACUUCUAUGAUACGGGCUACCAUAUACAUAUGAUAGAGCGUCUAAAAGGUCGACUAUUUUUAAGAGUUUGACCGAAAUUUUUGACAUAUGCGAGCGAUGAGUUCGACGCUGUCAGUUUUGUAGUACAUUGUCAAACUCAUACAUAGUUUCCAAACAGGGUUAAAUAUGUAUUAUUUACUAUUUCUAAAGAAUGUUCAAUACGAACCGUACAGACACUGGCAAGAUUAAUAAUAAUUAAUUAUUGUCUUCAUUAGCUUAUUUUGCUGUGGCUUAUAAAUGCCACGGCGUUGUCACUUAAUUCAUAAGGUUAUUUGUAUAUUCAUUAUGUCAGCCUUCUCAACUUAAAUUGCGAACAUUUCUGUCAUUGUGACGUAACGUACUCUACGUAUGUUCAUUUCAUUCACCAAUCAGAGGCAGGUACGUCACUAGAUAGUGACGUGAUAGUGAUGUGAUAGUGUAGAGAUUUUUUUUUCUUAGGGCUGGCAUAAUCGUAUAAUGUAACUCUAGUGUUUAUAAGUAGCCGUGUUAUAUUAUGCUUUAGUAAUACAAAAACUUUAUGACGAAAUGACGCCCUCAAUUUAAUAGUUUCAAUUUUUUUACAGCCAAUGACUUGUAAAUUUUUAUAUGAAGUCAUGAUUUAUCUUAUGGUCAGUAUGUAUUUAUAGGAAAUGGCCCAAAGUUAGGGAUUACAACGUUACUUAUUCUAGUACUUGAUGCAAAUUUCAUACUAAGUUCGGUAUUUUGGUUAAUGCAUGCACCUAUCUCUAUUUGAAAGUUAAUAUAAAGAAACCAAUAAGAUAAUUCUACAAUAUACCACAGAUGUCUUAUCAAUAAACAAUAUUGUUUGAAAAAUAUAAAUAAAUUAGGUACAGUCACCAAAAA